AUGGGUGUUCGACGAGCAGCAAUAGCAGUUCUGAUAGUAGAUCUUUGGGGUGGUUAUGCUGAAAGAGCUGCAUUUCGAGAAUGGGAUAAUGAUACAAUGACAGUGACAUUUUCAUCAUCAAAAGCUAUUGGUUCUUUAAUUAUUGCUAUUCUUGUUAGCCGUGGACAAUUGCAAUAUGAUGAUAAAAUUGUAAAAUAUUGGCCUGAAUUUGGUGCUGAAAAUAAGGAAAAUAUCACCGUUCAAUGGAUUCUUGAACAUAAAGCUGGUUUAUUUACAUUUGAUGAAGAAUUAACAAUAGAACAAGCUCGAGAUCAUCAAUAUAUAUCUCGUAUUAUUGAAAAAAUGAAACCGAAGUGGCCUGCAGGUACUGCAGUAGGUUAUCAUGCAAUAACAUUUGGUUGGCUAUUAGAUCAAAUUGUACGACGUGUUGAUCCACUAAAACGUAGUAUUGGACAAUUUUAUCGUGAAGAAAUACAAAAAUAUAUGGAUGAUAAGGAUUUCUACUUGGGUUUACCUCGAGAUAAGCAUCAUCGAGUAGCUCGAAUUGUUCAACCUACAACAUUUGAAUUUGUUUAUGAUAUGGCUACAAAUUUGCAGUAUUAUCCACUCAUAUUUAAUUGUGUCUUCAGCUUUUUUCAUUGUGAAAUGUACAGCGGUGGAAAGUAUCCGUUAUGGCUUAGCUUCUUAAAUGAUGAAAUGCCAUAUAAUAAUCCAGCAGUUCGAGAAAUAGAAAAUGUUGCAGUAUUAGGUAUUGGAACUGCUCGAGGACUUGCAAAUGUUAUUUCUACAAUUUGGAAGAAAAAUUUAAUAAGUGAAAAAGUAUGGAAAGAAAUAAGUAAACCAGUGGAAUAUAGCCAAGAUAGAAUAACAUAUUUCAAUCUUUAUCGUGGUCAUGGCUUCUUCUAUAGACCACAUCCAAUUCGUCAAAAUGAAUUUCUGAUCAUACAUCCUGGUCAUGGAAAUCAAAAUUUGAUCAUUGAUCCGUUUAAUAAGAUUGUGGCAGUAAUGAUAAGAAAUGCUAUCAUGUGGAGACGAAGCGCAUUGAGUGAAAGUUUUGAUUUAGCAAGUGAUAUUAUUAAAAUUACUAAUGCAAAUAAUUAA
Brugia malayi is the source of this 1101-nucleotide messenger RNA. RefSeq lists its product as uncharacterized. The record is from RefSeq and is a predicted model, not a curated record. Bases 1 to 1101 code for a protein of 366 amino acids. The transcript has 11 exons. Lineage: Eukaryota; Metazoa; Nematoda; Chromadorea; Rhabditida; Onchocercidae.